GAGAGAGAGAGAGAGAGAGAGAGAGAGAGAGAGAGAGAGAAGGAUCGAUAUAUGCAUACACACACACACACACACACACACACACACAUCACGUUCAUAGAACUGAUUAGAGAUACGCCCCGAUUAGAGUUGACCCGGUACUCUCGCGGUGAUUACUCUCUGCGAGAAUUCUCCCUCUGUAAUAAAAAUCGACAUCGUGCGCCUUCGCGCACGAGGCAUUUCCGUCGCUUUCGCGAUAAAGCGAGCCGCAUGUAGAGCAAUUAGUAGAAACGACGCACGAUGUACACGUAUGUGAUGUAAUAUUUUUCACGCUCUUCGACUUGUUACUUCGCAGUAUGCUCGCCCUGUUAUAUGUAAACUCGACGAUAUCCCCAACAAGAGUACAUUCUACUUCCUCCGUGCUCACUCCUCUUCUGUCUCGUACUUUAUCCUCCUACAUCCGCUCUCGAUCCGCUUUUCAUCGUGGGCUUUAAAACCGCUAGGAAAAUAUUUGAAUUUGAAAACUGACUUAUAAUUAAUUCGAUACAAAGGUAUCUAACGCAUUACGUAAGGAAGGAUUAGAUUAACAGAAAUACACAUCGCCAGAGCGUGUGGGGAAACAUCCCCUCCCCCCGUUCCUAUAAAUUAUUUCACGAUCACGCGUAGUAACACAUCUAGAUCUAGAUGAUGAUACGUUAUCUAAUGUGUAUCCUCCCAUGGCAGUUAUGAGUAGACUUGCGUAACUAACUCUGGCUACCUUCUCUCUGAGACUGUAUUGUUGUGCUAAUAAAGUGGCCUAGCGAUGUUAGCGAUAUUUGAUUAACUCAUGAACUCUCUGUGAGAUACGAAAUAAAAGUUGAGAAAAUUAAUCCCCACUAUGCCGUCUCCGCAACUUUAUUAUUCGAGGGAUACACGCCAUGCCCGUACACCGUAUACCGUAUACCAUAUGUUAAUUGCGAAGCGUUGUGUCAGUAUGUUGCCAAUAAUAUAUAUACACGCACGCACGUACGAAUGUACGUGAUUGUGAAAAAUCCCCAGAAAUGUUUGCAAUUUACCGAGAAUAUCGUUGCCUUGGACAAUGCUUUCCCGUCGCACGAAAUUCCGCGCGAGUGUCUCCUUUCCGGCUGUCGUCGCGACACUGAUUCGCGAGCACUGAUUAAUAAUGCAGCCGAUAAAUAAUUCGAAGACGUGCUACAUUUGCUCUCUCAUAAUCAUGCCGCAAUGCGCAAUGCGUGACGUAAGUUUAUUUACAACGCGCAAUUCCGGCACAUGUAUACGCACGAGACACGUGAUACAUACGAUACAGCUUCGCAUUUAAAUGCAGAUACGAAUCUUACGGGUCUUCUAGCGCGCGCAUUAACGCGUUUCUACGUAAUUAGACUCGCGCGCGCCGCGACGCGCAGCUUUCCGAUCGAGGUGCGCUUCUCCCCUGCGUCGAUUUCCGGAAGUCCUAAUGUCGACGCAUCGUGCCUCGAUGACACGCAACAGCCCAGUCAAGGGUGUAAUUAUCGAUCCUUUCUUAAUAUUCCUUCCUCGCCUUCCAGGUCGCCGACGGACAGCUGGAACAGCUCCGGCACGUUCACCUCGCCGAAUGUGCUAACUCUCGUGAUAUUCCUCCUCAUGGCCGCUUAUCAGCAUCUCAAGUACUAACGACCCUGUGGGGGAGCCCGAAGUAAUUUCAUGUCCUCGUCUAAAGACAAAUCAAUUAUGUUCGUAUUUGCGUCUCAAGAGGUAGGUACAAAGUGCGGAGCCCGCGAGGCAUCGAUUGUCCGGCUGACGCGAUCCGAUGAUUAUCGCAACCUCGACCGUGCGGCCGACAAUAGACAAAGUUUCAAUGGCCUAGUUCCUCGCUAUUCGCCGAGACAAUUCGUCGUUCGGAAUUCGUCGAGGAAGAUCGAUCGACAGCGUCGAUGGUUGUUUCAGCAAAACCGCGAGCCGACUCUCGUGUAUAAAUGUGUGAUAAAUUGACACGUUAACUGCAUUUACUGUGUACUUGCGAACAUCGAAGGAAAUCUCGUCAGGUUAAAUUGAAACAUCGAAAAGAUCGAUUUCGCGAUCACGUGCGAGCGCGCGAUUCGUAUCUCAACGAAUCUCACUUGUGUCAAGUAAUCAUCAGUUUCAGCUUUACUUAAGAACACUUAAUUCGUCGCGCGAGCGAGAAACGAUUCACUUAAAACUUUAUGCAUCUCAGGUAUUGUCCGCUUAGCGUAUUGUGAAACUCGCAAUGUAUAUUUAAUCGUUUAAUUACGGAAGACGUGCAAUAUGUGACUCGGUGUAUAAGUGUUAAAACAGUCGUGACAGAACAGUCCAUUUUCAGUCAAUAUCGUUAUUCGUUAUCGUAUGCACUAAAUCAGUAUGAUCUACGCGAGUAUGGCGUACGCACUUUUGCUCUUGAUAAAUCUAGAAUAAACACAAGUGUGUUUUGAAUGUGUCGUCGUUUCACUGAGAUCUCCAACGCAAACAUAUUUAUCGAUCAAGUCGCAAAUUUCUCCCUAGCGUACGCUCUCCCGGCGUUUUUCUUUAUUACUCGUCCAUGAUAUUCUUUCUUUAUUGUGAAUAUUGCUUGUAACGAGGCAAUUUGUUAAAAUAAAGUUUCGUUUGAUGUAAAAGUUGUCUCGUUAUUGCCAUCUGUUGUCGUCACCUCGUCCCGAGCUCGAUUGUAAAAGCCGUUCUUCCCGGCCCGUUAACGUCAAUUCAACAAGUUUCGCGGGCGCCGACUUUACCAAUGUGCGAUCAGGUGUUACGCUAACGCUAACGCUAACGCUAACAGAACUCGAUGCUCGCCGUUUGGAUAUCGAGCGAACGCGAAAUGUGCGAACACGAGCGCGCCGGCGAGGAUGUUUCAGCGGCGCGGCGGUUAAGGCGGUUAAGUACGUAGUUGCCGUGUUAUCAUUAUGCAUGUGCUAUUACGUAGGUAGGCGCAGCUACCUGAGGAAUGAGCGUGCCAACUAUAUUUAUCGUGUGCUUCCAUUAACCCAUAUACGCGUCUGUAGUACGGCACGAACGGAUUUUCGAGCGCGAAUCGCCGCGCGGCGCGGCGCGGCGCGGCGGCCUCGCAUGCGAGACACGAGCGAAGCUUUUCUUUUCCCGCGAAGUCGGUCGGAGGUAUCGAAUCACGAAAAGCGUAUUAUAUCGUGCGCAGGUCGCGCCGCUGACCCAUAUUGCGACGAUUGACGAGUAAAUAAUGUGACUUUAUUGAACUGCGAGCGCGCACUUUAACAUUUCAGCGUUUCGCCCGAUCCUGAUGAAAGAUCGCGUCGCGGUUGCGUCCGUCCGUCGAUAAACGUCACCGCAAUGCAGCGCAAAGUCCCCUGCGCUUCGGAGCUCAUUAAAGCGCGUACGCGCUGAAGCUACAUUGCGGUCAUGUCCGGCGAGUUCGCACGGCGAUGUCGCGAAAAAAAAAGGCACGAUAUGCCCACCCAUAUGCGACCGUUUGCAUUUUAUCCUCCCCCCCCCCUCGCCCGCCCUUGUCGACCCGAUGCCAACACAACGAGGAGGGAUCGGGAAAGUCGCGAAUCGAAGACGCGUACCGCGUUUGCCGCCGUCCGAAAGGACUCGUUGAGAAAGAGAAAGGAAGAGAAAGGAAGAGAAAGAGAGAAAGAGAGAAAAUAAAACCGGCAAUUGGUUAAUCAACCCAUAUGAGUACGUGGAACGUCAACAGGGUCAACAGUUAACGUUACGCGUACACGCGAGCUCGAGCCGUAUCGACGCCGCGAUCGAACCGCCGCCGCGCCGUCGAGGAACCUUUCCCGCGAUUAAUCUUCUAAAUCUCGCGUGGAGACGUCGUCAGUCGAUGGCUUCCGGAUCGAUGGCUAGCGGGUUAGGUGGCACCGGCCACAGAGGGCACCGAACCCUUGGCCCUUGGUAGUGGAUUCACCCGUGGAAGUUCGUGGCCGGCUUUUACGAGUUCGCAAAUACCAAUCGUCCUCUCCUUCUUAUCUCUUCGUUGUUUAUUCUUUCCUCCUCCCCACAGAAAACUGUGCCCGGGGAUUAUAGCGGUGCGCCUGGGUGACCAUGGUUACCUUCGGUGACCACAUAACACCUUCGUCCGGGAUGCCGACCAAUGGCAGGCUGGUAACGCGCCGAUGGGUUCGCCGGUGGAACCUCGUGCAUCGCCCUGCCCGGACGACCAAUGGGGCUGCCUCUUCGUGUCGGCUUCGUAGCCGAGGAUUUCGAUCGAAGCCCUUCGUCGCCUAGGCCUGAAGAGGCACCACCUAGAUCACUCGCACUGACCGGACGGCCGUCGCACGGGGCGCAAGCGGCCGAUUAUGCGUCUCGCCUUCUGAAUUCCCGCGAAGUGUCUCUUGCUUGGGAGAGAGUAAAUCUACAAGGUCAACCGGACGGACGGUACGAAGAAGAGACAGAGCGACGCCAUGGAGUCCUGCGGAAUGAACGUCAUCAAGUACAUCCUCUUCAUCUUCAACCUGGUGUUCGCGAUAUCCGGCAUAGGUAUUAUCGCGGCUGGGGCGUUGGUGUUGGCAGAUGUUGGUGAAUUCAAUCACUUUAUAGAAGGGAGGAUAAUAGCUCCGCCGAUCGUCCUCAUAGUCGCAGGAUCUAUCGUCUUCAUUAUAGCUUUCCUCGGCUGUUACGGUGCGAUCAAGGAGCAUUACAACAUGCUGAUAGUCUUCGCGGCUGCACUGUUAAUAAUCUUCGUGAUCGAGCUCGCGGUCGGCAUUGCGGCGGCGGUGUUCAAGAACGACUUCAGCAUGGCGAUGAAGGACACCCUGAAGGAAUCGAUGAAGAAUUACUCGGACGUCGACAAGCAAGCCUGGGACAACGUGCAGAAAAAGCUGCAGUGCUGUGGCGUGGAUAAUUCAAAUGAUUGGGUCACGGCAAACCCUUCGAAAGGCUUCCCGUCCUCCUGCUGUACGGAGGACAUGCAGGUGAUAUGUCAGGUCAACGGCCCUAACGUGUACAAGGACGGAUGCUUCAGCAAGCUGGAAAUGCGUGUCCAGAAGGGUGCUACGGUCUUGAUCGGCGUGGGCAUCGGAAUAGCUUUCGUGGAGAUUGCUGGUAUUGUCCUCGCUUGCUGUCUCGCCGCAGCCAUAAAAAGGGAAAGCGACAAGUGAAACGAGAUGCCUUGACUUCAUCUCGCGUUGCAUUAGACCGAGUCGCAUAAUUUACCGCGCAAUUUGAACAAAUUGUCACAAGAAUUACAUUCAAUUAUCGACGAAGGAAUGAAGAGUUGAAUGUAAUUGACUGCCCCGUUUAUCGUUUAUUCGCGUAUUAAUUUACUCGCUCGCGAUAUUCUCCAUGUUCAUCGAAUUCAUUGCGGCAUACAGAAACGAAUUUAUUUCAAGCUUUUCUAAUCACUCAAUACGUUUGUAUUAUGCGUAUUUUGUAAAUUAAGCCGUGUGCUUUUGUCCUUAUAUGCGUAAGCAAUAAGCAUACACUCCGAAUAAUUAGAGAGAUAUUUCUAGAGUAGGCAAGCAUCAAAUUUCUUUUUUGGAACGUUAUUUCAAUUAUAUAUUGAAAUAAUUGUUCUCGAUUAACGCGAAUACGGGGUUGAGCGUUAGAUUAUAACAUAUGCAAACACUACCGGAUAUAGAAUAAUCGUGAGUAAUUGGUGUCGUCGAUACAUAUUUAUAAUAUAUUACAUACAUAUAUAUAUAUAUAUAUAUAUAUAUAUCGCGCUGAUACUUUUUUAUCUUUACAAUAUUUUGCUUAACAAAGACUUUAUCUACUUCGAUCAUAAAUAAUGUAUUCUUUCUUUAGGUUAGAACUGUAUGUAUAUUUUAUCUUCGGCAAAUUUUCAUAGAUUUAUAUUGUCAUCGUUUUGAUAUACGAUAAUAACUAAAGAUAUUUUCAACCCAGCAUAAUCAUUGUCCGUUCAGUUUAUAUUGUACACUGAUAGAAAAAUAUAGUUGAA
Molecule: messenger RNA, 5848 nt
Organism: Harpegnathos saltator (Jerdon's jumping ant)
Lineage: Eukaryota; Metazoa; Arthropoda; Insecta; Hymenoptera; Formicidae
Product: CD63 antigen
Exons: 5
Coding region: 4353-5048 (231 amino acids)
Cellular component (GO): plasma membrane
Source: RefSeq, a predicted model, not a curated record